AUGGUACGGGAGGGCAGCAGUGAGGACAUCGAGGAUGUGUCUCUCUUUGAUGCGGAUGACGACGUGUCCAGGAGAUCGAAAAAGUCCAAAAUCAGGCAUCCAGUGGCAUCAUUUUUCCACUUAUUCUUCCGAGUCAGUGCGAUCGUUGUCUAUCUGCUCUGUGAGCUCUUGACUAGCAGCUUUAUUGCCUGCAUGGUGACAAUUAUCCUCCUCUUGUCAUGCGACUUUUGGGCUGUAAAGAAUGUCACAGGGCGCCUGAUGGUUGGCCUUCGCUGGUGGAACCAGGUGGAUGAUGACGGUAGAAGUCACUGGGUAUUUGAAGCCAGGAAGGUAUCAGCACAAGGGAGUAAAACCUCAUCAGAAGCAGAGUCCCGGAUUUUCUGGUUAGGUCUAAUUACCUGCCCAAUGAUCUGGGUGAUAUUUGCUUUCAGCGCGCUCUUUUCUUUCAAAGUGAAAUGGCUGGCAGUGGUUGUGAUGGGAGUGGUGCUUCAGGGAGCCAACCUUUAUGGUUAUAUCAGGUGUAAAGUCGGCAGUAGAAAGAACCUGACAAGCAUGGCGACCAACUAUCUUGGAAGGCAGUUCUUGCGGCAGACUCUGGCUAAAGAGGACCAGACAGCAUCGUGAGUGUGGUGGAAGCCUCAAGCCAGACGGGAUUCACGGUGGUGAACAACAGAGAUGUUGUUCUGACCAUGAGAUUUGGGAGCUGCCUACGUGAGGUGUGAAUUAAAAGCAGUAAAUAAAUUGUGCAAGACUUCAGGUUGACACUCCUAGCAACUUAUAUUCGAUUUUCCACUAGCAGUUUGUGCUUAAGUCCUUUC
Opisthocomus hoazin is the source of this 818-nucleotide messenger RNA. Lineage: Eukaryota; Metazoa; Chordata; Aves; Opisthocomiformes; Opisthocomidae. The record is from RefSeq and is a predicted model, not a curated record.